ACCAUUUACUAAGUAAAAUGGAGACCUCCUAAUAAUCGCAUGUGUUUUGUGGAUUGUUUGUGCAAUUUUAAUAAGCAUGGUUAACAAAAAAUAAAUACUCAAUGGAGGAAGAAUUAACAGAUGAAAAUUCGAUUUCAAUCAAAGAUGAAGCGGAAAAAACCCCGAAGCCCCCCGAAGAUCCCGUCGAAGAGUGGGCCCCGUGGCGCCUCGUGGUGUCCAUUAAGAACCCCCACGCACCCCCGCCUGUUGCCGUGCGGUCUCCCUCUGGACACGCCUGGGACAUUGUUCAGGUUCUCAAGGCAGCCCACCUGCUUUCGAAGCCCCCGAAGAAGGUAGACUUCGCCGACGAACAGCAAAUGCGAUGCGUCUACUCUCUCAUCUACGACGUGUUUCGAUAUAAGUCCAUAUUAGAACAAGCUAUAGAAGACAUCGACUUUUUCGGCGACUUCCCACAGUACGCCGACAAUCGUCACACAGUCUGGCUUUUCCUCAUGGAGCUGACCCGUCGGCGCUGGGGCGCGAGGCCCAGAGGCGAGGCCGAGCACGCGGCGAGGCUUUUGAAAGAGGCGGGCUCACUGUACCAGGACAUUGAGAAUACUGUGUGGGAACAACGAGUGCAUUUUGCUGCCGCUAUAGCCAGGAUACGGAUUAAAAAUAGGGCUUUCUCUUUAAGCGAGCUUCUGCCGCCACACUUGAGGGACGAACCUUUGGCGACUUGCGUGAAUAAGGAAUCUGUUACUGGAUGGGUCAAUACUUUUAAAGCCACGAAAGUAGCGAAUCUUGUGUUGAAACUCCAUGAGCUGGGUUACUCGUACAGUGGCUCACGACAGCUAUGCGCAGGAGAGUACAGAUUCGAUCGCGUGUGCCCAAGGUUUAUCACACUGCGCCCUCCAGUUGAUAAGACCAUCGGACAGCUGGAUCUCGUUAAAGAUGGAAUCAUCGUGUUGCAGGAGCGCGAAUUUUGCGAAGGCGCCUCAACACUCUGCCGAGCGCUGCGCGCGAACAGCCUCCGCGGUGUAGUCGCCCAGACCCACGCAUCCUCCCCCCGUUGCUCGGCGUAUUUAGCUGCUCAGCUGCGGGAGUUAGGGGCGGUACUGAAGGCCAGUGCACCCGCCGCACCCGCUACUCCACAGCUUGGCAAACUCGUCGUGUUCGGGGCUGGAGACAAGGUAUCCAGUUACGUCGGCGCCCUCAGAGAGCUAGGCAUCGAGGCGUCCGAAGCCCCCCAAUCCAGCGCUCCAGUCUGCGUAAUCAGUGAAGCGGUGUAUUGCGACACUCCUGUGGUGACCAGUGCUCUUGAUGGCGUGGUAGCUGUGUUGGCUACACCGCCUAACUCUUACUCUGCCGUCACGGAUCCUAUUGAUCUUGUGUGUGGAAGAGGAGGCGAUUUGGCUAUGCUUGAGAUUCUUACGGAAUCCGAAAUGGACGCUAAAGGCAGAGAACGAGUUCAAUCUAUACUAGAGGAACAGAAGAAAACCCUCAAGACACUGUUAUCAAAGCCCCAGAUCCAGUUGAUUCUGUACGAGACCCACUCAGCUCUCGAGGCCGAAAACCAAGCUCAAGUCACACGGGCCGUUGCCGAGGCCAACCGCCUCGCCCGCGAGAGACACGUGCUGCUUAAGAAGAAGCAUAGAGACCACCACGUUUCUAGUUCCAAGAAAGACGUCACCGAGGUUGCAAGCACGGAAUCGUCCUCUUCGCUCGACAAUACAGCAUCGCACGUUGGCACUGAGAGAGAUUACUCUAUCGCCAGCCAGUCCCGACCGGUGUCUGCUUGUACUAACAGUUCCAGACCGACUACCGCCAGCAUUCUCAAAAAGCAAACUGACCGGUCUGAGCCGGGCACGCGUCCUGGUACGAGUACAACCAGCAAGGUCCGGCCCAUUCCGGUGACUCCUGUCGCCAACAUACCACGGGACCCCAACGAUGACAAUCCGGAUGUUUAUGUGCCAAACUGUGAUUUGUUUGAAAUCCAAACGCUGCCGAAUCUUGGGAACGGUUUAGAUAUCAACUAUAUUUUAGACAGAGACGGAUGCUACCUCGGACUCAUUCAGAGGAAGUCACACAGGAGAUCACCCGGCUAGACGCAAAGUACAUGAUCCAAGUGGCGGAGGCGAGGGGUUUGUUCGGAGCGGCGACGCCGGCGCCGGCGCCGACGCGACGCAAGAAGGAGACGAGCGCGCCGAAGCGGCGCCGCGGG
Cydia strobilella is the source of this 2200-nucleotide messenger RNA. RefSeq lists its product as uncharacterized. NCBI's taxonomy places the organism in Eukaryota, Metazoa, Arthropoda, Insecta, Lepidoptera, Tortricidae. The record is from RefSeq and is a predicted model, not a curated record. Bases 102 to 2084 code for a protein of 660 amino acids. The transcript has 16 exons.